Molecule: messenger RNA, 1415 nt
Organism: Aethina tumida (small hive beetle)
Lineage: Eukaryota; Metazoa; Arthropoda; Insecta; Coleoptera; Nitidulidae
Product: alanyl-tRNA editing protein Aarsd1
Exons: 7
Coding region: 132-1364 (410 amino acids)
Biological process (GO): alanyl-tRNA aminoacylation; regulation of translational fidelity
Molecular function (GO): alanine-tRNA ligase activity; Ser-tRNA(Ala) deacylase activity; nucleic acid binding
Source: RefSeq, a predicted model, not a curated record
AACCUACCGGGAGUCCUCAGAAACUAAAUAAAAUUGCUAGGUUUCUUUACUUGUGUAUAUAGACUUUUACUUAACCUGCUUUCACAAGUCAAAGCCAAUUUGAAAUUGGAUAUUUUAAAAUAAGUAUUAAAAUGGUGUUUAAGUGUCAGGAAGACUCUUUUUUAAAAGAGUUUGUGUCCAAAGUCGUUUCGUGCAAAGAGACCGAAAUAUGUCUAAACGAAGGAGGAAAAAAAGUAAACAAACCGGGAUAUGAAGUUAUUCUUGAAGAUACCAUAAUUUUUCCUGAGGGAGGCGGACAGCCUUCUGAUCAUGGUUUCCUGAAUGAGAUACCAGUAAAGCAAGUAAUUCGAAGGGAGGACAUUGCUAUACAUCUUACAGAGAGCCCAUUAAAUGUUGGUGAUACAGUUAAGCAAACAAUCGAUUGGGAAAGGAGGUUUGACCAUAUGCAGCAACACUCUGGUCAACAUCUUAUUUCAGCAGUUUUGGAAAAAAAAUAUAAACAUCCCACUAUAUCAUGGUGGCUUGGUGAAGAUGUGUCAUAUGUUGAAUUGGAAUCCACUUCUAUUCCUCCAGAAGAAAUAAAAGACGCCGAAAAGUACUUAAACAAACUUAUUAGAGAUGGUUUGAAAGUAACAGUUCAAGUUUAUGGUGAAAAUAUUUCUGAAGAAGAACUUAAAGAGGCUAGAAGUGUUAGAGGAUUACCAACAGAUCAUAAAGGUGACAUAAGAGUAAUAAAUAUUGAUGGAGUUGACACUAAUAUGUGCUGUGGGACACAUGUUACUAACUUAAGCCAGCUUCAAGUAAUUAAGCUGUUGCAUACAGAAAAGAAAAAAGGAAGGAUCAUAUUAUAUUUUCUAGUUGGAAACAGAGUUUUAAACAGGCUUGCAGCUUCAUUGGAUAGGGAACAACAAAUAACUGCACUGUUGAAGGGUGGACCAAAUGAACAUGUUGGUUUGAUUGAUAAGCUGCAGAAAAAUGUUAAAACACAAUCCAAAAAUUUGCAAAGUGUAUUGAAAGAUAUGGCUACUUUUAUGGCUAACCAACUGAAUGAAACACUUCCAAUACCAGAAUAUUUUAUAUACCACAGAUCUGGUGCAGAGCCUGAUUUUAUGAAUCAUUUUAUCAGGGAGCUGGACAGGACAGAUAUUUUCUUAUUCUUGUCAGUUGGUGAUGACAAAAAAGAUGGGAACAUUCUCUUAUAUGGUAUUGAGGAAGAUGUUCAAGCUCUUGGUGACAAAUUAUCUGACAUUCUUGGAGGCAAAGGUGCACGAAAAGGAAACAGAUAUCAAGCCAAAGUUACUAAAAUGGCUAACAGAUCUAAAGCAGAAGAUUGUGUUGUUAACUAUUUUAAGCCACAGUCUUAAAUUUCAGUUGUAAAUUACAUGAAGCAUAAUAAAGUCAUUGUAUAAAGUUUA